AUGGAGUUAACAUGGGAGGAAGUAGAAUCAUUUUCAGAACAAGAUGACGAGCUGCAUAGCGUCAGGGUUGCGCUUGAAACCGGGUUGUGGGACACCGGACUUCGACAAUAUGAAUCGCAAGCUAAAAAUCUUCGUUCGCUCGGAGAUUUGGUGUUCAAAACGAUCGAGUGUGACAACGGGCCACCUUUCCAAAGCGAGAAAUUCAUCAACACGUGGCAAAACAGAGGAAUCGCAGUUCAGAAAUCAAUACCCUUGAGUCCCCAAUCCAAUGGGGCAAUUGAAAGGCAGAACCAAGGUGUAAAAAAAGCACUGGCUGCCUCGAAGUUAGACAACUCUAAUUGGAGAUUGGCACUCGAUAAUUAUGUUCACAAUCAUAAUAAGGUUAGACCCCUCUCACGGCUUGGAGUAACGCCGUUUGAAUUAUUAGUCGGAUGGAAGUUUCGCGGAACGUUUCCCUGUCUGUGGGAAUCUAGCUCCAUAACAGAACUUGACCUUGAGGAAAUUAGGGAGAAAGACACCUUUUCGAAGCAAGAAAGCAAAAGAUAUACCGAUUGGAGACGAGGAGCCAAGGAAUCGGAUUUGGGCGUAGGAGACAGGGUGGUGCUUACUCAGCAAAAACGACUAAAAUCUGACCCGACAUUUGGAACUGAAAAAUUCACCAUAUUAGCAAGAGAUGGGGCUAAGAUAGUUAUCAGGAGUGAUCGUGGAGUAAUCUAUUCACGGAAUGUCGGGGACGCCAAAAGGGCGACUGAGAUUCUCAAUGAGGAUCUUCCAGAUGACAACGAUGGACAUGAAUCUACUGAAGAUCCUAAAAAUAUUGUAGCAGAAGAUGAAGGAACCGGUUCAUCGAAGGAAAAGGAUGACCAUAACAUACAUCAGACGGCGAACCAACAAGGGCGACCGAAAAAUAAGCGUACCACUAAAAUGCCAUCCAAAUUUGAAGAUAUGAUUUUGUACAAUAUUUUUGAAUAGUACCGAAAUUUAACUCUGGUCAUUACCAUAAUUAUGUACUGUCAUCAUAAUAAAAUAUAAAGAAAACAAAUACAUACUAAUACAUUUUGUUGGAACCAUUACUCCUUGCUAAACUGAAAUCGCUCUUCAUGGCUGGCAAAUAAACAGAUCCUUUUGCUCCAUGCUUACUUAGCCUUGUUUAUCCGCACCACUCAUAUUUUCUUCAGGGUAUAAUUAGGAUUUUCUUCUUCUCGGUCGUUUUUUGAGUUGGACAUAUUCUUAUUAAUCUGGAAAGCUAAUGCUGUGUUCUGGGUUUUUUUUCAGCCCGUGAAUCUGAGGAGAUUCGACAUCAUGGGCAGAGCAGGAAACCGCACAGGACGUAAGAUAUCAUGAAUACGCCAUUCUUGCAAUGCUAGGUUGGCUUAGAAAUACAGCGCUGCACGAAACUAUCGGAAAACUAGAUAUAAAAUUGUCGGAAAAGCAAAAACAACGGCGAUACUGGACUGGACUGCGGCAAGCGUUUUGUG
Armigeres subalbatus is the source of this 1478-nucleotide messenger RNA. RefSeq lists its product as uncharacterized. Gene Ontology annotation, biological process: DNA integration. The transcript has 3 exons. Gene Ontology annotation, molecular function: nucleic acid binding. The record is from RefSeq and is a predicted model, not a curated record. NCBI's taxonomy places the organism in Eukaryota, Metazoa, Arthropoda, Insecta, Diptera, Culicidae. Bases 1 to 972 code for a protein of 323 amino acids.